CUUUAUAAACAGACGGUUCUCCCCGAGCUUCUCAGUGCCUGUGUGACUGUGGUGAAGUGUGACGCGUUCGACCGCUGCGGCUGAGCUCCUCUGAGACCUCUGCCCGGUUGCGUGUAUCUGUGUUGCUAGGAGCUCGAUAAAAAGAUCUAUUUCUCUUCUCAGUUUUCAUAUCAAAAGAAAGUGUCUAUCUCGCUCAAGAUUCGAGAUCUAAUUUUCCUUGUGUUUCGUCGAUGUAGCGGCGUUUUUUGCCAGUGCAAAAAGGAGGCGAGAGAACGCUUAUACAACACCUCUAGUACUAUCUGCAAGCAGGAAUCGAAGCAUUUUUUUUAGAAAUAUAUUAAUUUAUAUUAAUUUAUUUUUGUUGGAGGAUUUUUGUGUGACAUAUAGGUCUAUGCGAUCAUCCGUUAACAGCAGCAGCCGCCUGGAUCGACACUAUUAACAGUCGCCGCUUUUUCACCUACUAACACCUCCCACGCCUUUGACCGGGGUACCGGUAGGCCUGCACGCAGGCCUGCCCGCCCAUAUCACCUCUCCACCUCACACAACCCAGCUUACCUACGCCCACGAUGGAGCAGGUUGGUCGAGCAGUGCGACGGGCGGCUCCCAAGAGCUGGCCUUGCCUGCGUCAGGUUCUGUCGAGGGGCGAGACUCUACUACUCCCUUCGAAGUGCAUGCCUUCUCCCUUGUCAGCCGCCCAGUACAGGCAGUUCAGUCAUAGAUACGCUGCUUCUUCUUUUCGCUGUUGUUCUUCUUGUUGUUCUACCCCCGCUGUUAGCAGAGCUGCUGCUGCUGCUACUGGUGGUGGUGGUGGUGCUGUUGUUUCUCCCGCUGCUGCUGUAACUGCUGCUGCUGCUGUUCCUGCUGGUGCAUGUGCCGCUUCUUUCCAUACUCAUAGAAAAACCGUUGGCUAGCUUCCUGCGGAGAAGGAGCCUUCCAGACGUCGCUCUCGAUUCAUGGGAGUCGUACUCGGAAAAUCGAAGGUCGACGCCCGUCAAUGUGGAGGACCUGCUCUUCGAUAUGUUCAAAGAUGAGACUGACAACAAGGUUCAUAUGGGACGCUUUCUAGCGGCAAUCACAGACACGGGGCUCCGGAAGACAGAUCCGAGAUUAUCCGAGCUCAGGAAGAACCUGAUGGAGGUGCACACGAGCAUGGAAUACACAGACGAGUCCUCCGUGAACGCCAUGCUGCUGGAAAGAGGAAACUUUAAGAGGCACCAGAGAUCGCGGUCACAAAGCCCAUCGGUCAACGGGUCGCCUUCCCACCGCGCGCCCAUCACCUCGCCCACUUCCAGAUGGCUCAACAGAACGCAGUUCAAGAAAGUCAUCCAAGACAACAUAGUCCUGAUCUCGAGGGCUCUGAGACACCAGUUCGUCAUUCCGGACUGGCAUGACUUCACGGCCUACAUCGAGGAGUUCUACUGGUCCGUCAAGACUUUAACGGACGGGAAGGUCGCUUCCUACAUUCCCCAACUGACGAGGUUCAGCCCUGACCACUGUGGCGUAUCCGUUUGCUCAGUGGACGGGCAGAGGUAUUCCAUCGGGGACACCGACGUCAAUUUCACCAUGCAGUCCUGUAGUAAACCAAUCACCUACGGGAUUGCCCUGAACGAGCUCGGUAAUGAGAUGGUCCACAAGUAUGUCGGUACUGAACCCAGCGGUAGGAUGUUCAACGCUAUCGUCCUGGAUUACAAUGAUAAACCACACAAUCCUUUGGUCAACGCGGGAUCCAUUCUCGUCAAUGGUUUGCUUCAGUCGCUCGUUAAAUCCGAGAUGUCGUCCUCGGAGAAAUUCGACUUCGUCCAGCAGUAUUUCAAGCGCCUGGCGGGAGGCGAAUACGUGGGCUUCAGCAACGGCACCUUCUUGUCGGAGAAGGAGAACGCAGACAGGAAUUACUCCCUGGGCUACUACAUGAGAGAGAACAAGUGCUUUCCCGAAAACUGCGACCUUAUGGCUUCCUUAGAUUUGUAUUUCCAGUGCUGCUCGAUGGAAGUGACCGCCGAGAGCAUGGCAGUCAUGGCGGCGACCUUAGCCAACGGCGGCAUCUGUCCGAUCACGGGAGAUCAGGUCAUGAAGCCCAAUGCCGUCAGGGACGUCCUCUCCCUCAUGCACUCCUGCGGCAUGUACGACUACUCCGGCCAGUUCGCCUUCAAGGUCGGUCUUCCUGCCAAGUCCGGGGUAUGCGGGGCCAUCAUGCUGGUCAUACCCAACGUCAUGGGCAUCUGUAUCUGGUCUCCGCCUCUUGACCCCCUGGGGAACUCCGUUCGCGGUCUUAAGUUCUGUGAGGAACUGGUACAAGUCUUCAACUUCCACCGAUACGACAACCUUCGCCACGCCGCGAAUAAGAAGGACCCGCGAAAGCAGAAGUUCGAGUCCCGUGGCCAGAAGGUGGUGUCACUGCUCUUCUCGGCAUGCUCCGGAGACGUCACUGCAAUGAGGAGAUAUGCCCUGGCCGGCCUCAACAUGGCUGAGAGCGACUACGACGGGAGAACUGCCCUGCAUCUGGCAGCGGCCGAGGGUCACAUGGACACAGUCGUGUUCCUUCUGGAGAAGUGCAAAGUCCCCCCAGCGCCGAAGGACAGAUGGGGCCACACGCCAGUCUCCGACGCGGUGGAGUUCGGUCACCCGGAAGUGGCCGAAUACAUCAAGGAAUACGAAGUGAAGCUGGAAGAGGAGAAACAGAAGUCCAUCAUCCGGGAGGACGAAGAGGAGACGCAGGCCGAACAGUAAAGACCGAUACAAAUAUUUCCAGAGAAAAUCAGGACAGGAAAAUACGAGCUGUGCUUUCGUCGGGAACUCAGAGGAGAUAAAUUAUCUUGGAGCGAGAACGUCCACUCUAUUUCAGGGAUGAAAUUCCGCUACGUGUGUGAUUAUGUUUUCCACAGGGGCUUAAGUUAAGUGUACAGUAGCGUGAAGGUUUAUUUAUCCAUUUUUUUUUUUCUAUCCAAACAGGGUGAGUAAGCGUGUAGUACUACUAAGCAUAAGAGAUGAUAGCAAUCACACUUUAUUGAUUUCGUGCGUUUGAUGGCACAGCUUCCGUAAAAAAAAAAAUUGCUGUUGCCGUCGAAACAAAACUGAGUCGUAUUCUUCGUCCCUUCUCAUAACAAACCCGGUCCCUUAGGGACCUUGGAAACGAAAAGACAGUAUUAAAAGAGGAGACGAACGAAGCGCAACGCUAUCGAGGUGUCACGGUCUAUAAAGGAAGACCUCGGUCUGCGUUAUCCUCUCUACGGAACAUUAGCAUUCGUAGCAUUUUGUUUUCUGCGUCGUUCAGAGGCGUCGCCCGCAGUUGUCAGUCGAUGAUUUGUGCCGUUAGUCCCUCCAAGGAUUCUGUUAGGUUAAGGCUGGGUCUUUUUCCCCUCAGGGAAAGAGGCGCUCGGCGAUUAGAUUAAAGCAAAGGUUCUUUUCCUUACUCCAAUACUCCCGUCGCCUACUCGUGCAAUAUUAGGCGAAGUCCGACGCAUCGAGAUGAGCAGUAUUCUAGCGACAAAAAAAGAA
Messenger RNA from Macrobrachium nipponense, 3495 nucleotides. Its product is annotated as glutaminase liver isoform, mitochondrial-like. NCBI's taxonomy places the organism in Eukaryota, Metazoa, Arthropoda, Malacostraca, Decapoda, Palaemonidae. Gene Ontology annotation, biological process: L-glutamine catabolic process. Gene Ontology annotation, molecular function: glutaminase activity; protein binding. The record is from RefSeq and is a predicted model, not a curated record.